This is a messenger RNA of Panicum virgatum (switchgrass), 1168 nucleotides long. RefSeq names its product VQ motif-containing protein 11-like. NCBI's taxonomy places the organism in Eukaryota, Viridiplantae, Streptophyta, Magnoliopsida, Poales, Poaceae. The record is from RefSeq and is a predicted model, not a curated record. The transcript has a single exon. The coding region runs from base 252 to 884 and encodes 210 amino acids.
AGUGUGAAGCGAGCAAGCGGGGCAAAGGUUUUGCGACGCAGAAAAGACCCCUGUCCCCCCUGCGACGAUCGGUCCAGCUCUCGGCGUCCAUCCAUCGCCGAUCCCCUUCGCCUUUAAUGCAGCCUUUCUGUCCCUUAAAGAAGCUACCACGACCCAGCGCUCCCGCCUUCCUUCUCCUGCUUGCUACCUCUCCUCCCUGAUUUCGCCUCUACUUUUUGCUUGCUCAGCUAGCGAGCGCGAGUGGCGCUCUCAUGGCGGCGUCCCGCUCGCCCAGGGUCGUGAGGGAGGCGCCAGCCGCGGGCUGCGCGGACGCCAACACCACGUUCGUGCAGGCCGACCCGGCCACGUUCCGCGCGCUCGUGCAGAAGCUCACCGGCGCGCCAGGCGGGGCGCCGGCGGAGAAGAAGCAGCAGGAGGAGGCCGUCAUGACGACCGUCGCGCAGCAGCAGCAGCACGCGCCGCCGCCGCCGCCGAGGCGGCCGAAGCUGCAGGAGAGGCGGCGCGCGGCGCCGGCCAGGCUGGAGCUGGCGCGGCCGCACCCGUCGGCGUCGUCCUUCUACUUCUACCACCACCGCGGCCACGGGCUCAUGCACUCACCGGUCUCGCCCAUGGACGCCUACGUCCUGCAGGCCUCCUCCUCCUCGCCGUCGCCGCUGUCCUCGUCCUCGUCGAUGUCGCCGUCGCCGCACAGCUCGUCGCCGUCGUGCGGCGGGGUGGUGGUGAUAAGCAAGGAGGAGGAGGAGCGGGAGGAGAAGGCCAUCGCCUCCAAGGGCUUCUACCUGCACGCGUCGCCGAGGGGCGCCGCCGCCGGCGACGGCGACCGGCCCAAGCUGCUGCCGCUCUUCCCCGUCCACUCCCCCAGGAGCGCCUACUACGCCUCCUAAUCCGUCGUCGUCACGUCUGUGCAUGUGUGUUCGCGUCGCCGGAAUAUCAAGGAAUUCCGGCGACGCUAGCUACUAGCAGGGUUCAUCAAUCUCUCCGCAGUCUGUGCCCCGCCUGUUUGCGUUAGAAUUUAAUUUAGAGGAUCCAAUCUUGCUAGCCCCGAUGUUAUUAACGAGCUAGGUUUUAGCUUAGCGUCUAAUCUUCUCUCGAUCUCUGUCCUAUAUAUCUCCAUCUAUUUAACCGUGCAAUCCAUCUCAUGAGCAGCAGUGAUCUGAUCUUGUGCGCA